Molecule: messenger RNA, 916 nt
Organism: Ruditapes philippinarum (Manila clam)
Lineage: Eukaryota; Metazoa; Mollusca; Bivalvia; Venerida; Veneridae
Product: C1q-related factor-like
Exons: 2
Coding region: 66-884 (272 amino acids)
Molecular function (GO): protein binding
Source: RefSeq, a predicted model, not a curated record
UGCCUUAUCACAAAACUACGAACAAUGUAUAUAAAGGAUCUGUUAAGAGUGGAAAUAGAAGAAAAAUGAAGUCAGAAACAAGUCUAUGUUUCGGCAUUAUAAUUUCGAUUUUCUGUUUCGGAGUUCGCAUUGAUGCCACCACUAAAUCUGUUCAAGACACAAAUGAUUUUAAUAACGAAAAGUUCGAGUUACUUUUAAAACGACUUGAACAUGUGGAACGCCGGAAUGACGAAAUGGAAAGAAGAAUGGAAAUAAUGGCUGCAGACUUCCGUGAAAAAGAAAACGCUCUGAACGAUCGCAUUUCGGAACUAGAAAAACUAAAAAAUCCCAGAAACAGUGAUAAUGACAAUCACGUGACUAACGAACGCUUUGUCAACGCGCUUGAUGAUAGUGACAAUGUAACAGAUGAAACAGGCGGUAGAGAUGCAGUGCAGAAACAAACACGUACAAUUAUAUCAGGUUCAAGACUUGUGCGUUCUGUGAACUCGGAGGUAGCGUUCUUAGCCACGGUCACCCCACAUGACAUUGGCAAUUUAGGCGUAAACCAAACCAUUGUUUUUGAUCACACCUUUACCAACACAGGCAACGCCUUCGAUAACAUUCAAGGCAUAUUCAAGGCACCUGUUGCAGGCACAUAUGUAUUGUGCGCCACGGUUGCUGGGGAAUCUUCCGGCGGUGAACAGAUUUACUACGCUCAUUUUGACGUAAAUGGGAAAUAUGUUGCUAACUUCAUCGCACAUCCCUAUCAACAAUCCACACAAAUGAUAAUAGUUCAACUCAAAGCCGGUGACGAUGUAUCCGUGAAAAACAGCUGGGCGGACUCAAAAAUUCUAGGGGCGAUAUAUACGUCAUUUUCCGGAUUUUUACUGUAUCAGGAUCCAUAAAUAUAGAAAGAAAAUAAAAAAAACAACAACAU